This is a messenger RNA of Carya illinoinensis, 3868 nucleotides long. RefSeq names its product protein BONZAI 3-like. The transcript has 15 exons. Lineage: Eukaryota; Viridiplantae; Streptophyta; Magnoliopsida; Fagales; Juglandaceae. Gene Ontology annotation, biological process: cellular response to calcium ion. Gene Ontology annotation, molecular function: calcium-dependent phospholipid binding. Gene Ontology annotation, cellular component: plasma membrane. Bases 1182 to 2624 code for a protein of 480 amino acids. The record is from RefSeq and is a predicted model, not a curated record.
UUUACAAGCUAUUAACCCUUCACCUUCACCAGUUGUCAGCGUCAUCUAUGCUAUUUCUCCCUUCUAUGAAAGGCCAUUUUCAACAUGACUUAUGCUCGAUAAUAUAUUACCUUGAAGAUCCUGUCGUGAGUGGUGCACGACAGUGGCAGCUGGGUUUCCACUUCUCUUCUUCUUCUUCUUCUUCUUCUUCUUCUUAUGAUUGGAUUUUCUGUAAUGGUAAGACCGUAGGUGUUCUGUAUAAUUUGGUCUCCCAACAAAUCAGUGAUUUGGAAUCAUCUCUUCCCUUCCGUUUCCUUUUGUUUAUGGAGAUUUACGCUUUCUUUCUCAUUUAUAGUCAACGCUUAUCUUUUUUCCCUUUAUGAUGGCACCCAUGCAUUUCAGAUGUUUUUAGCUAGUGAAUUCCCAACCUGUUUCAUGGGCUGGAAUCAUUCCAUGUGCUUAUAUUGGCCAUCAAACUGAGUGGCGAGUGUUGUACUUGAAAAGAAUGACAAGUGACAAUGGAGGAGGGAGAUGCGAAGGUUAGGGUUCAGAAACCCAUAACGGGUAUCGGGAAGCUUCGGAGAUGGAGGGAAUCCGAAUGUAGAGUGCGAAACGGUAGCAAACCCAAUGAAACGCACCAUAUCAUUUUCCACAUGGAUCCCGUCAGUUUUUCGUGCGCAACUUCCUGCGCAAGUCCCCUGCAUCCAUCAUUUUCCUUUUUCGGUUUUCCUCUGUUUUGGUUUGACCGCAUAAUUGCUCAAAGGGGAAAAAAAAGUUGUCAAGGGAAUCCGCGUUUCGUUGAGUCCUAAGAAAGAAACAACUGUUGUGGUUGUGAAGAAAACACCUCCUACUUCGUAAAAGAUGCUACAAUUUCGUAGGUUCCUGCAAGGAAAGAAGGAAGGAAACACUCCAUCGUAUACGUAGGAAACUGCUUGUUCUCCCCUAAUAAAUACAGCAGAGCAGAGAUAGACAAUCCUCCACAAUCACAAUCCUCAUCACACGUUUUCUCUAAAGUGGGUUGCGAUCCAAACACAUAAAAAAAAUAUUCCUUUUUGUAUGUUUAGAUACAAAGGACAGGCCGAGUUUGAAGAGCUCUGAAAAUUUUUUAGAGGAUAAGUAUAUAAUUUGUCCAGGGUUUUAAAUAGAGAGGAGAAAACGAAAACAAAAAAGGAAUCUCAUUUGGGCUUGAGAGAGAGAGACAGAUGGGGAACUGCUAUUCGGGCGUGGAAGGAGGAAAGCAACAGAGCCCCACAGCUACCAACAACAACAAUGCCGGCCACAACGACGCCGUUGAGUUCUUCUACAGGUCUCGGGGUCUCCAUCAACACUUCACCCGAGUCGAGUUAUCCCUAUCAGCAAUUAACUUGCGAGAUCGUGACAUCAUUUCAAAGAGUGAUCCCAUGGCAGUGGUAUAUGCGAAGAAUAUAGAUGGAAAACUAGAGGAGUUAGGCCGCACUGAGGUUAUACUGAAUAGCUUGAAUCCCACGUGGAUAGAAAAAGUUACAAUUGCAUUCCAGUUCGAGAUUGUACAGCCAUUGGUAUUUCAUGUAUAUGAUGUUGAUACCAAAUUUCACAAUAUACCUGUGAAGGAUCAAGAUUUUCUUGGAGAGGCCACGUGUGUUCUAUCAGAGGUACUUACCAAACAAAAUCAGAGUUUAACCCUUAAUCUUUGUAGUAAAAUUGGGCAUGUGGGUUUGAGGAACUUAGGGGUACUCACCAUCCAUGCAGAGGAAACAGUUGCAUCAAGGAGGGUUGUUGAGAUGAUGCUCCAUUGUUCUUACUUAGAUAACAAGGACAUAUUUUCUAAAAGUGACCCUUUUCUAAGAAUAUCUAGAAUUGUGGAGAGUGGAGGCUCCAUUCCAAUAUGCAAGACUGAAGUAGUAAACGACAAUUUAAAUCCAAAAUGGAAACCCCUAUGCCUGAGUAUGCAGCAGUUUGGAAGUAAGGAUAACCCAUUGAUUAUCGAGUGCUUUGAUUUCAAUAGCAGUGGCAAACAUUCGCUUAUUGGUAAACUUCAGAAGUCAGUGGCCGACCUGGAAAAACUUCAAGAAGGUAAAAGUGGUGAAAAUCUUACUAUAACAUCUCAUCAUGGUCACAAGAAGGUUUUGAAGGGAGAGCUCUUUGUGGAUCAAUUUUGUGAGAAGGAACAAUACAGCUUUCUUGAUUACGUUUGUUGUGGAUUUGAGCUUAACUUUAUGGUUGCAGUUGACUUUACAGCCUCAAAUGGAAAUCCUCAGAAUCCAGAUUCUUUACACUACAUUGAUCCUUCCAGCCAGUUGAAUUCUUAUCAGAAGGUUGAAGGAGUUGAAGGCAUCAUGUCUGCUUAUGCAAGUGCUCUACAUAAUGUUACUCUGGCAGGACCAACGUUGUUUGGCCAAGUGAUUAAAAGAGCUGCUCAAAUUGCAAGCCAAUCCGUUUCAUACAACAGCAAAAAGUACUUCGUCUUGCUCAUUAUUACGGAUGGAGUCCUUACAGACCUCCAAGAAACGAAAGACACUUUGGUGAAGGUAUCUGAUCUUCCACUAUCAAUUCUUAUAGUGGGAGUGGGAGGUGCAGAUUUUGGACAGAUGGAGGUCCUUGAUGCUGAUAAAGGACAACGAUUAGAGAGCUCUACAGAUCGUGUUGCUACACGUGACAUUGUAUAGUUUAUUCCAAUGCGAGAAGUUCAUGGUGGGCAGAUUUCUGUGGUCCAGGCGCUUUUGGAAGAGCUACCAGGACAGUUCUUGACGUACAUGCGGUGCAGAGAUAUCAAGCCACGCCCUCUCCAUGAAGCCCAAGUGUCUGGUACUUGAGUAUAAGUACCAACUCCACAAAAGGUCGAUAUAUAUCGACGACACACACAGGUUGGAUAAGGGUCAAAUAAGGUAUGAUAUAUACCGCUGAUCAACAGCAAUUGCCAAGGUUUUCUAAAGGCUAUCCCACCGAUAGAUUGACCUGCCUGAAAGUAGGUAUUGUUUCCUUUUUCCUUCGUGGGUGUGGGCAAGGAGUUACAGUUUUAAUGCCAAGAAUGAAAUAGGAGGGUAUAUGAGAUUGUUCGAUGUCCCUCUCUCCCCCAUUGAAAGAAACCCCCACCGAGAACCUCUUCUUUUGCUCCAAUUUUUCUUUUAAUCCACUCGAGCCAUUAUAGGCCAAAUACAUUGUAUUUCAUCUAUUCCACAAUCUCACUUGCACACCACCAAUGGAAGCGUCAAUUCUUCAUCAACCUUUUCCACCAUCCAAACGAAGUCUUCCGCAUGUGCGUGGUUGUCAAAAGCCAUUUGCUGCACAUGUAACAAUCACCACAUGCAUGCCGCCCAUAUGGUAUUGAUUUUGGCCUUUUUUUAAAGCCACUCUCUUCUAGUUGGCCGUUGGUUGGCUUACUAGCAUUUUUUUCCUUAUUUUCUUGAUUUUCAGUCUUUUAUUUUAAGAAAUUUGAACUUCAAAUCUAGGCUUUAAUUGCAGCCAUGCAUGCACCACCCAAAUGUCUCCUCAUUCAAUUUACGACUCACUCUUCUGCUAUUUUGAUCAAUGCGCGUAUGAGCAAUACGUGGUGUCGUUGUCUGUACAUGCAUGGUCCUCAUGUACCACCACACCACCACAAUGUACUCUCCCCUUCACGGCUCUACCUGAUCUAUACCUACAAUUCUUUUAACUUUUAUCUCGUUGUUUUUCUUCAACUAUGGGAUCAAACUAAUUAUCUGAUACCAAUUUUCGAGUCGUGUUUAUUUUCUUGUCUUAUCAGUUUUUUUAGGGUGAUUGAUGGGAUAUCCCAUCCCCUCAAGUUGUAUUCAUAUUUUCUUUACUAAUGUAAUAAUUUUGUCCCCAAAAAGGGGAGCAUAUAUUCAAAGAAACUGGUAAGUGUAUCAAUAUUAUUUGACUGUGAGCUUUACACCAAGUUUUUCUCUUAUAA